Puntigrus tetrazona (Sumatra barb) is the source of this 1499-nucleotide messenger RNA. RefSeq lists its product as uncharacterized. NCBI's taxonomy places the organism in Eukaryota, Metazoa, Chordata, Actinopteri, Cypriniformes, Cyprinidae. Gene Ontology annotation, biological process: G protein-coupled receptor signaling pathway. Bases 81 to 1130 code for a protein of 349 amino acids. The transcript has a single exon. The record is from RefSeq and is a predicted model, not a curated record. Gene Ontology annotation, molecular function: G protein-coupled receptor activity. Gene Ontology annotation, cellular component: membrane.
ACACACAGUGUAAGUUUUGCUUUGUAAGCCAUAAGCAUAAGGAACUGAAAAGAAGAGUUUCGAUCAGAGCUCAGACAAAAAUGAACAGCUCCUAUAGUGACAAUGAUUCAUCACCAGACAGCUGGUCGUCUGCAGGGAACAUCGUAGCCUGCGUGAUCCUGGGGGUGUGUUUUCUGGUGGGCACACCUGGCAACCUGCUGGUGGUGUGGACCAUCUUGAAGCACGUCAAGCAGCGGUCACAUACGGUGCUGCUCAUCCUCCACCUUGCGGUCGCCGAUCUUCUGGUGCUGGUCACUCUGCCGCUGUGGAUCUACUCGCUGGCCCGUUCCUGGGUGUUUGGAGAGGCCGCCUGCAAAGCCAUGGUGUACAUCAUCAAUGCCUGCAUGUACAGCAGCGUCUUCAUCAUCACCGUCAUGAGCGUGGAGCGCUUCCUGGCUGUCAGAUACCCCUUAAAGAUGCUGCGCUGGCAAAACAGGAUGUCCAUGUCUGGAAUACUGGGAGGGACCUGGAUUCUGUCAUUUAUUUUGGGGAUUCCAGUAAUCUUAACCCAAUAUGUUGAUGAAGGUAACAAUGACGAAGGAGUGAAACAUUGCUUCUCCCGGGAGUACAACUCUGUGUCCUUUGAAGUGUUUUGUAUGUGUUUAGAGACUUUGCUUGGCUUUGUUAUUCCGUUUCUCACACUUGCUCUCUGCUACUGUCAGGUUGCUGUACAGCUCAGAAAGGUGCGCUUUAGGACCAAAAAAACAGCCUUCCUCAUUUGUGGAGUGGUCGUGGCCUUCAUUUUGUGUUGGUUACCCCACCACAUUCUCAAUGUAGUAGAGAUAGUGGUUCUUCUAGUAGGAGAGCCAGAUCAACGGUCUGAGAUCACAAAUAGUGUUGUAUUCAUUUCUGGAGCUCUGGCAUUUAUCAGUAGCUCAAUAAACCCUGUGCUGUAUGCAUUUGCUUCUAAAAACUUCAAUGGAAGUCUGAAGAAGUCUGGGAUAGUCAAGCUGUUUCAGGAAUUAACAACACAAACACAGCAAGGCUUCUUACAGGAUUCAGGACUGCAAGAAGGAAUGAUCCUGGAAGAGCCCAGCUGCGGUGAACAAGAGAAAUCUCACAGAUGUCUGAGUAACUGUUGGACUUAUUAGAAAUGUUGAUAUAGUUCUUAACGGUCAACUUUAUUUAAAUGGCAUAAUAUUUCUUUUUCUUGUUUUUAAUUUGUUUAAAUGCCACAAUAUUCUUGUUUGUUAAUAGUCAGAAAAGUUUAAAUGCCACAAUAUUCUUUUUUUUAUCAUUAAAAGCAUUGAAAUUUAAUUUUUUUUUUUUUUUGUGAUCGGAAAUUGAUGAGGAUAUCAAUAACACUUGUUUAAAUGCCACAAUAUCUCAAACAUUUAUGAUCCAAGUUGUUUAAAACGCCAUAAUAGUUGAUUUUUUGUAUUUUGUAUUUUUUGUUAAAUGUCAUAAUACUUGAAAAUGGGUUGAAAAUGCAUUAGAAGAAUAAAUCCAUAAAUAAAGUU